AUAGCAUCACUGCAAGAUGAAGUCGCUGCUGCUGCUGCUGCUCUUUGCCAGCCUGGCCCUGCUGCACACUGCUCAUGGUCAGUGUGCACGAAGGGAUUAUGGGCACGACAGUUUCGUGUGCGUGUGCGAUGCCACCUAUUGUGACGAGGCUGGUGUGGUGACAGUGCCACCUGCUGGCACCUACACCGUCUACACCAGCACCAGGGACGCCUUACGUCUCGAGCCAGCUUCCGGGGACCUGGCACCUACACAAGGCAGCGCGAGCAACUCGAUCACAGUGAGCACCGCCACGCGCUACCAGACCAUCCUGGGCUUCGGUGGAUCCGUCACAGAUUCUGCUGGUCUCAACUUGAACACUCUGUCGGACGGCGCUAGAGAGAAGGCUCUCAGGUCAUAUUUCGCCCCCGAGGGCUCCGAGUACAACAUCGUGCGAGUGCCCAUCGGCGGCUCGGACUUCUCGACGCGCGCUUACUCUCUCGACGAUGUCGAGGGCGACGUAGACCUUUCCUUCUGGUCGCUUGCUCCGGAAGACAUCAAUGACAAGAUUCCGACUAUCAAGCGAGCGCAGGAGCUAAGCAGCGCCGAGGUGUUGGUGUUCGGGUCGCCGUGGUCGCCGCCCGCUUGGAUGAAGACCAACGGAGAGUUCACUGGGGUCGGCUCCCUCAUAGUGGACUACUGGCAGCCUUACGCAAACUACAUCGCUAAGUGGGCGGAGGCCUACGAGGCAGCAGGGGUGCCGCUGUGGGGCCUUACGCCCCAAAACGAGCCUCUGGUUGACGAAACUGAAUGGGGCAUCAACUCGUGCAAGUGGCUGCCGGAGGACAUGCGGGUCUGGAUACGAGACUACCUCGGGCCUACGCUGGAGGCUUCAGGCUACGGCCGCCUCACAAUGAUGGUCAAUGACUUCAACAGGGACAAGCUGCCUCACACCAUCGAACCUCUGCUGAGUGACCCUGAGUGCAGCAAGUACAUCUCAGGCGUGGCCGUUCACUGGUACUCCGACCAGUGGAUCUCCCCGGACGUCCUCCUCCAAACCAGAGACCUCGACCCGUCCAAGUUCAUCCUGUACACUGAAGCUUGUAACGGAGUUUUCGUGGACAACCCAGAAAGCGUUUACCUGGGUGACUGGUCCAGAGCUGAGCGCUACGUCACCGACAUACUCGAGGAUAUAAACUACUACUCCGUCGGAUGGUUGGACUGGAACAUCGCCUUGAAUCAAGUAGGAGGUCCCCACUGGCCUGGUGGCGCAAUGGACUCUCCCAUCAUCAUCAACGCUGAUGCCGACGAGUUCUACAAGCAGCCGAUGCACUACGCGCUGGCGCACGUCAGCAAGUUCUUCACCCGCGAUAGUGUCCGCGUCGACACUGCCGUCAGCGGCGCCCUGAAGGCAGCGGCGGUCUCUAGACCUGAUGGUUCGGUGGCCAUUGUGGUACUCAGCACGUCUGACGCUGUGGAGAGCGUGAGCAUCAGCAUCGACGGGUCGCGCUUCAUCAACACGGACCUUCCUGUCAAGAGUUUCAGCAGCUUCGUUGUGCCUCCUGCUUAAAUUUAAAUUUAAUAAUGAAGAGAGUUUCCCCAAUAAACUGUUCCCUCAGUGAAUGAACAUCAAUUAUAUUUCAACAUUUUUUUCGAGAUGGUGACGCUCAUAAGCAGUCCAAAUAAAAAUUUUUAAAAUAAU
Molecule: messenger RNA, 1678 nt
Organism: Hyalella azteca
Lineage: Eukaryota; Metazoa; Arthropoda; Malacostraca; Amphipoda; Hyalellidae
Product: putative glucosylceramidase 3
Exons: 12
Coding region: 17-1546 (509 amino acids)
Biological process (GO): glucosylceramide catabolic process
Molecular function (GO): glucosylceramidase activity
Source: RefSeq, a predicted model, not a curated record